Daphnia magna is the source of this 1316-nucleotide messenger RNA. RefSeq names its product retinol dehydrogenase 13. Lineage: Eukaryota; Metazoa; Arthropoda; Branchiopoda; Diplostraca; Daphniidae. The transcript is spliced from 7 exons. The record is from RefSeq and is a predicted model, not a curated record. Bases 275 to 1246 code for a protein of 323 amino acids.
UCAAUGUAAACAGUUGCACUUGCACAAAUUCUGAUUCUCUCGAUCUCUUAAAGUCUCAUGCUUGCUGCCAACAUAAACGGUAGCUCAUUUGUACGUCUUAAAUAAUCUUGAAUCAAGGAGGUUAGAAUCUAGUUAGAAAUUUCUUUCUUUAUGAAAAAUCUUCAUUAAGAGAAAAAGAAAGUGUUAAGUUUGUGGAUUAGUUAUUUUUUUGUGUGGGGAAACGUUACUGAAAAAAAUUUAUACAAUUUGAGAAGUAGGCCUACAGUAUAAUAUUAUGAAAAUGAAGAUCCCAACUCCAUAUUUAUUAUUUUCUGCUUUUGGUGCAGUUGGUGGUGGCCUUAUAUUAGUUAAAGAAUAUUUAAGUGGACCUAGAUAUGAAGGAAAGGAAAGAUUAGAUGGGAAAACAGUGAUUAUCACUGGUGCCACUGAUGGAAUUGGAAAAGAAACAGCUAAAGAAUUGGCCAAGAGAGGAGCAAAAAUAUUUAUGGCCUCCCGUGAUAUGAAGAAGUGUGAAGAAAUCAGAAAAGAUUUUGUUCUUCAGACUGGCAACAAAUUUAUUUACUGCAGAAAAUGUGACCUAGCAUCUCAAGAAUCUAUUAGACAGUUUGCCUCAAGAUUUAAUUCUGAGGAGUCUAGAUUGGAUAUUCUCCUUAAUAACGCUGGGGUAAUGCGCUGUCCUCGCAGUUUAACUUCCGAGGGAAUUGAGAUGCAAAUAGGGGUGAACCAUUUCGGCCAUUUCCUUCUCACCCACCUAUUACUGGAUAAACUAAAAAAAACAGCACCUAGUCGGAUCAUUAACGUUUCCAGCGUGGCACACCUAAGGGGGGAAAUAGAUUUUAACGAUCUUAACUCAGAAAAACACUACGAUCCUGCCAAAGCUUACGAACAGAGCAAAUUAGCCAACGUACUUUUUACGCGGGAACUGGCUAAGCGCCUCGAAGGUACCGGUGUGACCGUGAACGCCUUACAUCCAGGAAUCGUGGAUACAAAUAUUGCCCGACACAUGGAUUUUGUCAAUAGUUGGUUUGCUAGCCUCUUUCUAAAGCCACUUGCAUGGCCUUUCAUCCGUACGCCCGAAAGAGGAGCGCAGACAACUCUUUAUGCAGCGCUUGACCCCUCUCUUGCGAAUGUAACCGGGAAAUAUUUUAGUAACUGUGCUGAAAGUCACGUUGCACCACAAGCCUUGGAUGAUGACGCGGCGCGUAAGUUGUUUAUCACUAGUUUACGAUGGACGCGUCUUCAUUAGAAUAAAAAAGAAAAAUUCUUUAAAUUUUAUUUUCUGUCGUUUCAACAAAUAUAGACAAUUUUGAACUUAA